AUGUCCGGAGCUGGCCCAGCCCUCAGCGGUGGGGUCUGCGGAUGGAAGAGCUCACCGCGGGGGAAGUCCAGGUCCCUCUGUAGCUGGUUCUGGCAGUAUCCAUCCGCCCACGGCCACCUUCUGGGAAACCUAACCCCACACAAUCACCACUUCCCGCUCACGAGGUCUCCGGCUUCCCUUUCUCAGAGUGGAGAAGGCCCAGCCACCGCUGGGACGCUCUGCCCACUUUGCAAAGCCGAUGGACUUGAGGGGCAUCACAAAAGCCGUAGCCAAUCAGCACGCUCGCUGGCGCAGUGGGCGGGGGAGGUUGUUGCCGGGCGACGGGAGGGCAGGCCGGGUUUGGGAUCUGAGGCCGCCCAGGUGCCUGAUUUCCGGACAGGGUCGCUGUGGCCUCCGUGUUCCUCGGGGCUCUGGGGACCUCUAGAGUUCACCGUGAGCUGCAGAAGCCGCUCCAGUGUGCAAUCUGAGAAGCAGCAGAUGAUGGCACCAAUAUUUGGGUCCCUCCUACCCACAGAUGAAAUGGUGAAGCAGUUGGGAAAGACUAUUAAGAUACUCCAGGGGUCCUCACCAUGCAGAGCCUGGAAUACUUCACAUUUCGUACAAAAUAUCACAUGGAAGGGGCCUACCAGGGCAGACCACAUCUUCUAGACCACAAGGAACCCAGGAGUGUGCUGUGGGGACAUUGAGAUCGGACCCACAGGUUCCAGAGACGACCUCUAGGAGCCUGCAUCCUGCCAGCAGGUACCACCAGCUUCCCCUUCCCCCACUCUGGGCACCUGGCCCCACACACCAUUGCCAGGCAUAUGAGAUGGGCUGUAUUGGGUGGAAAAGGUCAGAGAACAGCGGAUGCUGCACUAGCUCCUGAGUCUCCAAGUGGCAGAGGCCCCUCCUUGGACCUCUCUCCUCCAGGAAUCUGGAACUCUAUGGUGUGAUUACGUGGCAGUGACUCCACCGCGCCAGAUUGGACAGCUCACAUAGCCGUCAGCACGCAGGACACAGAGGACUCAACAAAUCAGCAUCUUUACAGCAGGGACAGGAAACUCCAGGCUGCUCCAGAUGGUAGAGAGGUGAGGCCUGGGUUCAGGGGCCAAGGGCCUCCUCUAGGCUGCACCCUUUUACCAGCGGGAUCCUGCCACCUGCUGGGACCCUCCUGCCUCCCCACGGGUCUUCAUUAGAGGAUCCUACCUGGAGGCUGCAGUAACCUGCUUAAGGUGAGGUAGAGAGUAAUGGUUAUUUAUUGGCUUUGGUCUUUUACAUUUUCUUCAUAUUUCUGACUCAUCUCUGUGGGGUUUUUAAUACUGAUAUUAAGAAUGUUUCCACACAUUACAUAAUUCAAUCCUUUUUUUUUACCUCUCUCCUGUUCAUAUUUGUUUCCUAUUCUGCUUCUUGACUUUUAAUAUUAUUUUCUAUUUGUUUCUUGCUAGUACUUAGUAAUUAGUGGAUUUUAUACAUUAAUCUUUCCAGUAAUAUUGUUGAAUUUGAGUAUCAGUUGUAUUUAUUUUUAGAUUUUAUGAAUUAUCUAUGUAUUUAAGUGUCAUCCUAUAUAAUUAUGUGUGUAUAUACACACACAUAUAUUUAUAUAUACCAUUUUAUCCUUAGAAAUUGAUCUUUACACAUUGUGUUUCCUUUUUGCUGUUUUAUUUCCUUGGCUACCUUUUGGAUCAGCGCGGUGCGCCGGCCGCAGCGCGCCAGCCGCGGCAGCCAUUGGAGGGUGAACCAAUGGCAAAGGAAGACCUUUCUCUCUGUCUCUCUCUCUCACUGUCCACUCUGCCUGUCAAAAAAAAAAAAAAAAAAAAGAAAAGAAAUAGUAGUGCCCUCCUGGUCUAGGCUUACUUCCAGUGAAAAAGUUCUCAAUGAUCCUGUAUUAGUUGUGUUAAUUCUUUUAGGUUGCUUUUAAUCUUGAUCAGAUUGAAGAAUUUACUUUCUGCUUGUUUUUACUGAUAGCAAGUUUUUUUCCACUGGAUAUUGAACUUUAUUAAAUGUUUUCAACAUGUAAUCUAAACAAUCAUGUGAUUUUCUUUUUGCAUUUUUCAGCUACUUGGGUAACUUCUUUGGGAAUCUCGACAACUCUCGUAUUUUUACUGUUUCUUGCUUGUAAUCAACUUACUAGGUUUUCCUAUGUGAUUUCAUUUAUUAUAAUAAUCCUUUGCUUAGAAUAUUUCUAUCUCUUUAUGAAAGGUAUGCUUUUAAAAAUUGUUUCACAUACUGGUACACAUGCAUCAUCAUCAAUGUAAUUCUCAUUUUCCAAAAAUAAGUUUAAAAAUAUUGUGUGCUUAUUUCCACUUUGCACAGGUCUGGGAAACAUAUGUUUGUUUUUUCUUCCCUAGAAGUUUGGAAUACACCUGUAAGCAUGGACCAGAAAUUUUGAUUAACUUUUUUGUUGGUUCUAGUUUUCAAAAUGUGAUUCAACUUAUUUGGUUUAUGUAGGAGUUUUCCUAUUUCAUGUUAUGUUUUUGUUGCGGGAAUUUCAUUUUCAAAAUAUGGUAGAUUUUGAUGUGUGUAGUCAGAUUUUACUCCUAAGAAUUUGACACAUUUCCUUUAGUAGGAUAGUAAAGGCUAUAAUUUUUACUAAGGAAUGAUUGUGUUUUAAUUUCUGAAAUAGGUUAUUUGUGUGAUUUUUACCAUUGUUUCCUUAAUUGCUUUUAUUAGUUUUAUUAACUUUGUUAACAUUUCUUUAAAAAUCAUUAUAUCUUUGUUUAUUUGCUUGUGACUCUUACUUUUAUAGAAUUUAAUAAUAUCUGCUAUUAUCUUUUUCUUGCUUGAAUUCAAUAUUUUUUGAGUUUUUUAAUAAUUCUUGAUGAGGAAGCCGUAAUGACUGCUUUUCAGUGUUUUAUUCUAACAUAAUCAUUGAAGGCCAUGGAUUAUCUCUAAGCACUGAUUUAUUGCAUCCUCUUUUUCCCUAAUGUGUUUUCAUCCCCUAUAUGAAUAGGACCUGUUUGUCUCCUAGUGUCCCCAAUCCAAUGUAUUUGAAGCCAUCAGUGGCUACAUGUAUCUUCAUUUCUGAACCUGAAACCCAUGUUCUGAUUGGUAAAUUAUCCCUUGAUCCAUUAGAGACCCAUUCUUUAUUAUUAUAUGGAUGUAAUCACAGCAUAGCAACUACCCCUCCAGAGCCCUCUGCUUUCCCCAGGGGCAUGUGUGUGUGCCAUCUGUUGAGCUUGUGUGUUCCAUGAGGUCAGAGGCUGUGGCUGCCUUGUCCACCACUCUGUACCCUCAGAGCCUGGCACCUAGAAACCUCAGAAUAAAUAUUGAGUAGAUGCCUUGUGGCUGACCAUUGGCUAUGCAAUGGUGUACUUUGUCUUUUUCUAUAACAAAUGAUUCUCAAAGGUCAGAAGUAAGAAGUUGAAAAUAGGAGAGAUUAAAUAAGAGUGGUGACACGGUUCCCACUGACCUGUGCAUAUGCAGUCGUGGUUAUGCCUAGAUUUCAGAUCUUUUUCAGAGUGUUUUUCCCUCUGCUCUUAAAAGAAAACUGGAGAUUCUUGUGCAGUUAUCAGGCAGAAUGAAAAAAAAAAAGUAUGGGAAGAAGAAUUCAGAAGGAAAAUUAUAAGCAUCAUCUUCCCUAUGGAAAUAAUAAUAACAGAAAUAAUAGUAAGUUUAAAUUAUAUUGUAUGUUUUCUGUCGGGGCACCGGAUUCUGUCCUGGUCACUCCUCUUCCUGUCCAGCUCUCUGCUGUGGCCCGGGAGGGCAGUGGAGGAUGGCCCAAGUCCUUGGGUCCUGCACCCGCAAUGGAGACCAGAAGCACCUGGCUCCUGGCUUCGGAUCAGCGUGGUGUGCCAGCCACAGUGGCCAUUGUGGGGGGUGAGCCAACAGAAAAGGAAGACCUUUCAAUCUGUGUCUCUCUCUCACUGUCCACUCUGCCUGUCAAAAAAUAAAAUAAAAAGAUUAAAAAAAAUUAAAAAUUAUAUUGUAUGCUUUCUGCCCACUGUACGUUGCUCUUUAAUUAAUCCUCAUAAGGAACCUAUGAGAUGGAUAUUAUUAUUGUGCUCACUAGUGGGGAAAUAAUAGAACUUAGAAAAUUGAAAUAACUUGUCCAAGCUGGUAGGUGGAAAAUCUGGAAUUGUAUCCCAGGUCUUUCUGAGUUCACUGCUUAACCACUAGUUCUUGGUGGGUUCAACAGUUAAGGGCAAAGUCCAAGCCUCAUUCAUUUUUGUUCAUGUCCACACCAAGCUCAAGGCCAUGUAUGCCAACAUGGAGAGAGUAAAUAUUUAUUGAUUCAAAAAUACAGAUAAGCAAAGGCACUGGGCCAGGGUUAUUUUACUGGAAAACAGAGCCUGCAAGAAAGGAAACUCCAGAGCCAACUGAGAGCUAGCCUUGUGGCACAAGAAGUCUUGUAUCCUAUGGGAGAAAGACUUUAUCAUUAAGUGUGCUUGGAAUUCACAGCAUCAAGUUAAAAGAACAUUCUAAAGUGGCAAUAAGGAUGAUAAAUUAUAGGAAAGAGCUGGAAGGUUCCUAAAGGUCUUUUGCACUUUUCCAAGUCCUUGUUUUGUUCCAAGGACUAUGCUACAGGCCAGUUGGGAUAAAUACUCACAAUGGUGCAUGAGUAGAUGACCUUCAUAAGCCAAGUAAAUCAAGCCAGAAUUAUUAUAGAUCUUUGCAGUGCUUGCAUUCAUAUCUUUAGGCCUUAUCUCUUUCUGUCUUAGAGAGCCAGCUCCUGCUGAGCAGGGCUGCUAAUUCAAGUCUUUGCAUAAUCACCU
Messenger RNA from Oryctolagus cuniculus (rabbit), 4691 nucleotides. NCBI's taxonomy places the organism in Eukaryota, Metazoa, Chordata, Mammalia, Lagomorpha, Leporidae. The record is from RefSeq and is a predicted model, not a curated record.